UGAAGGCAAGUAAUCGUUAAUAAACGGCAUAGUCAUCCUUUGAAAGGCUUGUGCCCAGGGUAAUAAGCUUAAGAAAAAAAUGCUUGCCGUCCUCGCUUUCCCUCCCCGUUCAGCGUUGUGCCCGCGGGAUUUUGUAAAUGAUUACCUCUCUUAUCUUUGUGAAAGAGUAUACAGAUACUUCACUCUGUCCUGUCUUUCUUUUCACUCUUCUUGAAUUUUGCGCAGUAUGUAACUUGUUACUUGUUCAAUCACAGAUUAGCAGAUAUGGAUACUGCUCUGGUCCGAUCCUCCCAAGCACCCCCCCUCCCCGCCCCCUGCAUCUUCUGUGGUGAAUAAGACUUACCAUAAGCAUUAUUUAAUACAGGACAGGGAUGGGUGGAGAAGUAGUGAAGGAGAUGGAGGCUGGAAUGUGUUAUGUAAGAGGUAUGAUAAGAUGAUGGACGAUUCGAAUAGAUCUCAUCAACUGCUGCGUAGUCAUUCUAUGUACACUCCAUGGCAGUCUGCCUGACCAACUCUGUGCAGUGAAGGCUGCAGGUCAUGCCAGCCAACCAGGACAAAAAACGAGAUGAAGGGCUCCUCCAUUGUCUGCCUAUGAUUGCCCUCCGUAUGACACCGACCAAAUAGAAGCUUAACGGAAAGAUUGGUGGUGGAAUAUGGGUGAUCACCCCUUCUUCUCAGAAGAAACAGCUGGCUCUUGUUACUGAUUGGCUGACAUGAGCUCUAGUUGUCGCUGCACCACACGGAGUUGGCGAGACGAAGUGUAGGAAACUGGCUUUUUCUUUUAUCUCACUUUCUAGCUAUAAUUUUUUUCCCCAAUUAAUGGAAAGCAGUGUGUUUGACUAAGCAAAAUUAGUUGGCUGCUUUAUGUGACGUGUUUGUGUGAUGCAGUGUUUAUGUGUGAAAUGGUUUGGGUUGUGACUGCGUCUGUCUGUGCGUUAAUGACAGGAGGCAGAUCUGAGUGCUUUAAUUUGUUUGUCCUGUACCAGAACUCUGUGCAAGUUCUACUUGUACUGUGUGUAUGAUUUUUAACGUCUGUCCAUUCGUGCAUGUUUGUUUCAGUUAACUAAGUGUUGUAACCAGUGCUGUCUGGAGAGUGCAAAGUUAGCACCUUUCUUCUGACUCAUUGAACCUACUGCUACAAGCACGGCCAGGGCAGUGUUGUAAAAACUGUGCUGUAAUGUGAGACUAACGAUAGGAUGUGAACAAAUUCACAUCCUGCUCUCAGGGCUCAUUCGUACUGGUGACUCACAGACAUCGUGUGACAAAGCUCAUUGACAUCGUGUGUCAUCGCUGACAAGCUGAAGUACUUGCUAAUGGCCACUUUGGUCGAAAAGUGACUGUUUUGGUUUAGUUGCUCGCUGCUCCAUUUUCAGCCGUGCAUUGCAAAUCUACUGAACCAUCAAUGGUGCAGGAACAGGAUGUCCGUAUAUGCUGACGCUUAUUUUACGCACCGAUGGCAGUUCGAGCAGAUGUGAAUGGCAUCAAUCAUGACACAUUUUGACGUGGUGACUGGCAGGUAGCCAGUCACACAUCAAAGGCUGGUAUGAAAAUCGGUCGCCAUGUGUUGCCCCUUGGUUGCCAGUCAUGGCUGGUCGUGCGAUCCCUGUCUGUUGCUGGUAUGAAUACGCCCUUAGUCUUGUGUCUCAGCAUGUUAUUCUGAUAUGUGCAAGGAAAAACUGGACCAGCACAACAACCUGUUGGGCAGCCUUAUCUCUCCACAUUUAAAAAAAAAGAGAAAACUCUUUAGUCAUGCUUUUUACUUGUUCAAAUGCAGCUGAAGCAUCAUAUGAAUCUCGGAGCAUGGUACAUAUCUUUAGCAUACAGUUGUCUUAGCAGUUUUUUGGUCCCUUGGUCAGUGCUCAAAUUUGAAGCAGCAGAUAGUGCACUUUCUCAAGCAGAUGGUGCCUUUCUUGGCAGGGUAAUUUCACAAGAGAAGGUUUACAAAUUGUUUGGUAGACCCGUCUACCUUUGGUUAAAGUUCAACUGCAUAUUAGAUGAAUCAUUAUGAGUCACUUGAGCUCAGGAAAACUGUAGCAUGGUUUCUUUAAUAGCUAGAAGGGGCAGUGUUGAUGCAUUUGCAUAGACAUGCCAUUUGUUCACUCAGCUUAAUUAAAGGCCAAGUCUGAAUUAAUCAGUGUACCACAUCAUUUUAGUCAUCAGCACUUCUGUUGGUGCUAAAGCUGAAGUAUAUGUGAAGUGCUGUAAAACCCCUGUAAUGCUAUCACAGGAAUUAAACAUAAUAGCUGGAGACAUGCUGUUAGUUUUUUAUGGACCAGAUUUAAGUAACAUCAUAACUUUCAAAUUGUAUUUAGUAAGUAACGUCUUCGUUGUCGUCUGCCCUGUGUGUUUGAGAUUAGUCCUAUCGAGGGAGUUGUUUGACGACUCAUGCAGCCCCCUUCUCUCUCAGCAUGGCAGCAGCAGGUUCUGGCAGCCUCUCCGACAGACCCUUGGGGCACCAGCGGCACUGGCUAUGGCUCUGGCUUUGACCCUGUGCUGCCGCCAGCUGCUAACAGUGGCUCACGUGAGCCUCAAGACAGUGGGUCCAAGGCAGGCCGCCUGCAGUGCCAGUACUGUUCGAAGCGGUUUGCUUUCCGCAGCCAAUUGGUUCCGCACCAGCGAAUUCACACGGGCGAAAAGCCUUUCAAGUGUCCCUACUGCGGCAAGUGCUUUGCCUGGAAGCACAGCAUGGGCCUGCACAUGCGGAUUCACAUGGACUCAAUGCGAGCACCCGUGCGUGGAGUGGCGAUGCGCGCGUCCGUCGCACAGCCCUGGAGGUUCCCACCAGCAUUUUCUGAGCUGGUGAUGCCAGCGCAGCAGACAAAUAUUCCGCGAGCUCAAGUGGUUGACGAACCAACAUCUGGGGCAUUGCACCAAGAAGGGCAGAUGCUGCGGGGUCUGCUGGCAUCUGAGACAUCGUACCCUGAUCAGCAGCAGGCUCCAGGAGGAGGGGGAGGUCUGGAUGAACUGACGCCACUGUCGGAGUCCGAGGGGCCACAGACGCAGCAGCCCCUGCCGGCGGAGCCACUGCGUUCGGACGAGCUUCCAAAUGACCGGGCCGGGGGCAAGCCUCCGGUCGGCUGGUACCGGGUGCCCGGCGAUGGUCGGCCCAUGUACGAGUGCCAUUUCUGCCAGCGCAAGUUCGGCUGGAAGAGCAACCUGAUGGACCACCUGCGCACGCACACGGGAGAGAAGCCCUUCAAGUGCAGCAUGUGCCCCAUGGCGUUUGCGCUCAGCUCCACCAUGGUCAAGCACCUGCGCACCCACACGGGGGAGAAGCCGUUCAAGUGCUCGCUGUGCCCCAAGCGGUUUGCCCGCCAGGACCACCGGGCACUGCACAUGAAGACACACAGGGCAGACACCGGUGGCCGUUCGGGGACCAGCACUUCCAGCAAGCCAGAGAGUGACUAGGAAGGAUAGUCUGGCCAGGUGAACUGUUAAUUUGGGUGUGGCAGUUUCGGUGAAUGUCUCGUUUGUGCACUCGCCUUCCGCAACUUCUGAACUGCUCGUCGGAGGAGUCGUUUCUGUCAGAGAUGCUUUGUACAUGCCGUUCCAAGAUCAAGUUACCAAUGCAACUGCGAAGUGAGAAGGAUUGGUGAGAGAGUCUGCCUCGAAACAUUUGUUGAAAAAACAGAACUCUCGGUAUUUUGCUGUUGGUGUGCUUUGAAAUCAAACUACCUGGGAGAGACGUUUUGUGUUUACCUCAACUGUAACAUUCUCUCGCAUUGCAUGAUGCCCUUUUGAAAUACUAAGGGUUUGUUGAAGAGCAGUCAUUGUACAGGGUGGUUUACUCUCAUAUGAAAUGCUGUUGUUAGUUUUCACUUUCAAGUUGUUUCGGUUUAUUUUGGACAACCAUUGCCCAAGAAGUCGGGGCUUAAGGCAGGCCCCUGUCAGUCAGCCCUCAUGUGAAAGACAACUAGAAAUAGUCAAAGUGACAUUUAAACCAGAAGUGACACAUACGGCAACGGUGUAGCUACAAAAGCUCUUAGCAGCCUAUAUUUGUAAGGAAGACCAGACGACAAAUGUUUCAUUAACACCUGUUUGCUUAAUGUAUUUUAUGUGCUGCUUUUUUACUCAAAUAAUGAUAAUGCUGAAACUUUAUCAAACUGAAUCAUUCUGAGGUGUAUGCAUUAAGAGUAGAGGACCCUGUACAUGUGUGCAGACCGUGCUUUGGUUAAUGAACAGAGAUCUGCAUAUCAGUUGUAACACCCAGGAAUGAAGCAGCGUCAUAGAGUUGACCACCCUUUAUCAUCUGUAACCUUUUUGUAGCAGUGUAGAACCUCAGUCUGUAGAAUUUGUUAAGUUAGCUAAAUAUUUGUUCCCCUAACAUUUUUCCUUAGAUUUCCACGGAUUUAGUGUAAUCAGACAUGCAUUACCUUUGGAACCUUGCAAAACGAUGCGAGGUGUGCUUCGACCAGGCAAGUUUCAGGCUCUUGAUGGAGGCAGCUUUUAAUGCGACAUGUGUGAUAACUAGCUGUAGAAUUUUCAUUCCUGGAAGGGUUGCAUUUCCUAUCUUUGUGCUGCUUCUGCUGUGUAUUUCAAAGUGUAUGACCUGUACAUAGCUUGCACUCCCAGUUACAGUUCUCGGAAAAGAAAAUUUAUAUAGACCAUGCAGAUAACAGCAUACGGCAAUGUUUUCAUUGUUCGCAAGAAGCCAAGCUUCAGACAAAAGUUCGCUCUGUAUUUUCUGUUGCCAUUUCUUUCACGGCUGCUUUAAUUUUUUCAUGCUGUGUGGUUCCAGUGCACUGCACAGUGCAUGUAUGCAGAAAUUUUUGACUUUGGGGGCUGUUUCUUGGCAGUGCAAAGCAAAUUUCAAGUGAAGCUGCGCUUGAGGGUGAAAUUGUGUGUACCUUUAACCUUUACUUUGUAAUUAUUCUUUCAUUUUGCCAUUUUAUCCAUUAAAGGAGCCCUGAACCACUUUUCUUUCAAGCCUCAAAAACACCUUGAGAGCGAGAGAGAGAAAGAGAAGGGAGGAUGAAAAGGCAGGGAGGUUAACCAGACUGGGUCUAGUUUGCUACCCUACAUGUGGGGAGGGAGAUGGGGGAGUGAAAGAGAGAGCGAGAAAAUGGGAGUCUAUAUAGCACUUUCACAUGCACAAAGUUAGGUGCAGGAUGUCUACAGUCGGGCACUCAAGCUUGUUGCCUUCAGGCAGGGAAGAAGAGCUCGAAUUGCUUUCUGGGUUAAUGAACUGUGAGGCCAGGCUCCCAAGAUCUUUGCUUCUAUGAAUGGCCUAUCGUCCAGUCUAUUCAAGGCACACUGAAGAGUGUGACGUUGGUUAACCACCUUGGAAUAAGUAUGGUGCCUCCCUGGAAUAUAUUAACAAAAUAAUUUUUUUGAAAAGACCUAGUACGAGCACAGAUACUUUGAGUGCAAUACUCAUCUUCCUCAUUCCCCUUCAGCGACAUCCAUUCUGAAGGAGUGGGGUGGUGCCAUCUGUGGCGCCCUGCAGUGGCCGAGAUAUUUACGCUGUGUAGCAGAUGCAGGCGCUGUCUCUGCAUGCAACUGUGGUGCACGGCAGGGGUGGAGUGCCCGCUCGUGCUUGUGUACUCCAGUCUGGCCAUGCUAUGUGGUGCAGACAGACUUUGCCUUGCACAGAUAGUAGGCAAAUCCAGAUUGCACAUAUUGAAACACUGUCGAUUGCUCAAUACAAAACACGUCUAGCCAGGAGUAGCCGGGAGCGAGCGCGCGCUAUCGUGCGACCGUUGUAGAUGCUAACCACCCUUCUCAUGAGGUACAGCUGGGUAAUUACGUGUGGUCUGGGGCUUCAGGCUUGUGUCAUUGGAGGCUAGUUUGGUGUUCAAGACGAAUCGCAAUUAGCGAGAUCCAAUGGAUAUGACACCAAUAAGCAGUAUGGGAAAAGUGUCAUAUUCCUGCAUGACAACAAUGACACGACUACAUGCAAGUUGCCGGCAGCUUCAAAACAGGUGAGAAGGCCUGCAUUUGAAAAGAGAGUGUUUGAGAAGGAGGUAACUUCGUGCUUCAUUUGGUAACAUCACAUUGCACUCAAAACUGCAAAAUUUCACUGAGAUGGUCACAGCAUGCUGUGCUAUCUGCAGAAUGUACGUUUUCACUGACAGAGGGGUGGUUUAAGGCCCCUUUAAAGGGUUCAUGCAGUGCCGUUUAUGACAUUUGUGAGUUGCAGGGCUAGGCAUUGAUGAAAAUAUUUUACUAAAGUAUCUGGAAUAAUCCUAAUAAGUAAAUAAUUGAAUAACCCAAUUUGUGAAUUUACGUACAGUUUAUGUACAUAUGGUACUGACACGUCUUUUGUACCUAAAUUGAAUUAAAACCAAACUGAAAUCUUGACAUAUUUAUUUGAUAUCAUAUCAGUGGCACCUUGCUCGAGUGAAUAUGGGUCUAGCAUAUAAAUCUCACGUUGACACCGUCAUAAGUCCAGCUGCAUUGAGGGUAUUACUUGUCCAUUUGUCUUGUGCAGUGGGCUUGGACGACUUUUACUUCGGGAAACAGGCAGCCACUGUCUUAUAUGCAUUUUAUGAUUGAGAAAAGUGGACUGGAAGACAGCGAUUUCCGUAGCUCAAUUGGUAGAGCAUCACAUUUGUAAUGCAGGAGACAUGGGAUCGCUUCCCACUGAUGGCAACUUGUCUUUCCAUCCUUGUUUCAUUCCUGUUUUCUUAUUACUUAAAUUAAACUUCUCCGACAUUUUCCUGA
Molecule: messenger RNA, 6663 nt
Organism: Dermacentor andersoni
Lineage: Eukaryota; Metazoa; Arthropoda; Arachnida; Ixodida; Ixodidae
Biological process (GO): regulation of transcription by RNA polymerase II
Molecular function (GO): DNA-binding transcription factor activity, RNA polymerase II-specific; RNA polymerase II cis-regulatory region sequence-specific DNA binding
Source: RefSeq, a predicted model, not a curated record